GCACUACGAGCAACCAAAACCCGGAAGUUCACAGCGACGUCACUGCUGUGUUUACAGUAGCCUUGUGUUUGGGCUUGCCGGUUAUGCUAUUUUAUUAAAGCUUCUAUUUUUCAGUUAUGUAGUGAGUGAACUGUGCGCAGCACGAUGUUAAAAUAUGUAGUAGCGCUUAUUUCAGUGAGUGUGGCGCUCUGGAGCGGGUGUGAGUGGUUAAACUUGUGGUUUUGGGAGCUGGCUGAGGUGUCUCAGGACUCGGGCAGACUGCUGAGGCAGGAAGAGCUGUCCCUUUAUAACGGCAGGGAGGACAGUAGAGGACUUUACCUCGCCAUUUUAGGACAGGUGUUUGAUGUUGAAAAAGGGAGAAAGCACUACGGUCCUGGUGGAGGCUAUCGUUUCUUUACAGGCCGAGAUGCCUCUAGGGCUUUUGUGACAGGUGAUUUUACAGAGGCAGGGUUGACCGAUGAUGUCUCGGACCUGUCUCCAUCUCAAAUAGUGGCACUCUACGACUGGCUGGCUUUCUAUCAGAAGGACUACACACAUGUAGGUAGGUUAAUUGGUCGAUUCUACAGCGAGAGCGGAAAGCCCACAGACGUCCUGCAGCAGGUGGAGGCCUCAUUGGCUCAGGGGCUGAAACUGAAAGCCCAGGCUGAGAAGGAGAACGAGCUUUAUCCAGCCUGUAACUCCGAGUGGAGCUCUGACAGAGGAGGACGUGUUUGGUGCUCCACUAAAAGCGGUGGAGUGCACAGAGACUGGGCUGGCGUUCCCAGAAUGCUCUUCUCACCCGGUUCAGGCCAGACACGCUGUGUGUGUGUACGACUGGAUGAUCCCACACAUUCGAACAACCCAAAUCUCCAGGAGUACAAAGAUUGUCCACCUCAAGCAGAGUCAUGUCUCCUUAGCCAAGACUGAGCUUUCUGAGAUUUUCUAACUUUUUAUAUGUCAUUAGUUACUAUAUUUUAUGCAAUAAAAUUUAAAACUUUAAAAAUCUGUUUUGACUGCUCUCAGGAUGGACAACCAGACAGGAUACCUUUAAAGGUGUUGUGUAAGAGUUUUCUGU
This is a messenger RNA of Pangasianodon hypophthalmus (striped catfish), 1054 nucleotides long. Its product is annotated as neuferricin. Gene Ontology annotation, cellular component: endomembrane system; membrane. Lineage: Eukaryota; Metazoa; Chordata; Actinopteri; Siluriformes; Pangasiidae. The coding region runs from base 145 to 906 and encodes 253 amino acids. The transcript is spliced from 5 exons. The record is from RefSeq and is a predicted model, not a curated record.